Messenger RNA from Solanum stenotomum, 866 nucleotides. RefSeq lists its product as uncharacterized. NCBI's taxonomy places the organism in Eukaryota, Viridiplantae, Streptophyta, Magnoliopsida, Solanales, Solanaceae. The transcript has 5 exons. The record is from RefSeq and is a predicted model, not a curated record. The annotation marks the transcript as partial.
UUGAAAUUGCAGAUAUGGCACCAAGGGGGGAUGGACGAAGCAGAUAUUCUGGAGAAAGAACAUCAGAUCCAAUGACAUCUCCUCUAAUGUCUAGUUUCACACCUGAUCAAGCACCAUCAUUGCCUGAAGUGCCAACAGCAGUUAUACCGGAUUCAGUUGUUAUCAACAUAUCGGUACCAUCUUCAUCUGUGGGGAUAGAAACACCUAGAAAUGACAUUGUAUCUACAACUUCGUCAAAUACAACUGAUGAUACCCGCACCCGAAUUGAAAUUGUCCUGGGAUGUUUGGAGCCAAGCAACGAUGUAUCUCGGGCGAUCACAAAAAUCUUUAAGGGAAAAUUGGAUCCCGAAGGAUAUGAUUGGAAGUCAGUUACACCAGAGAUUAAGGACUUCUACUGGCAUGAGUUUAAGGGUAUGCUAUGUGAAGCAAGAUCCUCUGAGGAGAAACGAAAAAAUAUCCCAAAAUCUGUUUGGGAGAGCUGGAAGGCUCACUAUGAUACUGACAAUUUUAAGGCUAAAUCUGCACAAUGUUCCAAAAAUCGACCAAGUGAGAAAUGUGGUGAAGGAUCUGGUUCCUCGCGCCAUACUGGAGGCUCCCGGACUCACCGAGAGUAUGCAAGAAAACUGGCGACUAUUCUAGGAUGGCCACCUCAUCCACACAAACUUUUGAAGAAGACACAUACCAAAAGAAACGAUGAGUUUGUGGAUCUGAAGUCUAAGAGCACAUAUGUCCCAUUCUUGACUGAUGAAUCUGGCAGUAUUGUUGUAAUUCCUGUCUCUGCUGAAAGUGCAGGAUUGUUGCAAAAACGUAUAGCUGGAGCAAAAGGUUCUGACAUUGUCUUAGAAGCAAUACUGGAGGCAGAUGUG